AUGGCUUCGCUCGGCUCAAUGAACAUUGUUACUUUGACCUUUUGUGUCAUAAUUUUAACAACUUGUAAUCAUCAAGCCCAUGCUUCGAGUCGUGUUUUUCUUAAUAAGAAAAACGAUAAAUCUCCGAUACAAGGUUUAUGCGCUUCUUCGGUCACUAUCCAUGGCUUCAAAUGUGAAGAACACGAAGUUAUAACCAAAGAUGGAUACAUUCUUAGCAUUCAAAGGAUUCCAGAAGGUCGAUCUGAGGCUAAGAGCAAUGUGACUAAGAAGAAGGAACCAGUGAUAGUACAACAUGGAGUUUUUGUGGAUGGAGCAACAUGGUUUUUGAACAGUCCAAAGCAAAACCUUCCUAUGAUUCUUGCUAAUAAUGGCUUUGAUGUAUGGAUUCCUAAUACAAGAGGAACCAAAUUUAGUCGCAAACAUACCUCCCUAGACCCCUCUAACAAGACAUACUGGGAUUGGUCUUGGGAUGAAUUGGUUACAUAUGAAAUGCCUGCAAUUUUUGAUUUUAUUUCCAAGCAAACAGGAGGACAGAAGAUACAUUAUGUUGGCCAUUCUUUGGGGACUUUGACAGCUUUAGCAUCCUUGGCAGAAGGUAAAUGGGAAAAUCAGGUUAAAUCAGUAGCAUUGUUGAGUCCUGUUGCAUAUUUGAGCCAAAUGAAAUCUAUACUUGGACAAAUUGCUGCAAGAUCCUUACUCUCUAAGGUAUAUAACCUAAUCAAUAGCACUAAUUAUUCUCGGACUUUUUACGGUCUUACUAUUGUUGACUUCAUCAAGGGUAUUUGUGCUCAUCCUGGAGUAAACUGCAAUGAAUUAUUUACUGCACUAACAGGUGAAAAUUGUUGCUUAGCCCCUUCAGCUUUUAAUCAAUUCAUGGAGGUUGGACCACAAUCAACAUCAGCAAGGAACAUGUUUCAUUUAGCUCAAAAUGUUCAAAGUGGUGUCUUGACGAAAUUCGACUUUAUGUCGCCACACUUAAACUUCUGGCAUUAUGGACGACCAACACCUCCAGUCUACAACCUCUCAAACAUUCCUAAAAAUGUACCAAUUUUCAUGAGCUAUGGCGGUCGCGACGCGCUUUCCGAUGUUGCUGAUGUUAAGAGAUUACUUAAUCAACACUUUCAGAAUCAUGAAGCAGACAAGCUUAGUGUUCAAUUCAUUGAUAACUAUGCUCAUGCUGACUACGCGUUUGGUGUGAAUGCCAAUGACUUGGUGUACAAUAAUGUUACAUCAUUUUUUAAACGUCAAUGGUGAUACUUGAAUAAUUAGGGUGCUUAAGACGAGGUUAUAGCUUUUUUUUUUUUUUAUGUUAAUCCUUUAGUUCCUAGGGGAAAGGGAUCUUAAUAAUUUGGAGU
Medicago truncatula (barrel medic) is the source of this 1355-nucleotide messenger RNA. Its product is annotated as triacylglycerol lipase 2. Lineage: Eukaryota; Viridiplantae; Streptophyta; Magnoliopsida; Fabales; Fabaceae. Gene Ontology annotation, molecular function: hydrolase activity, acting on ester bonds. The coding region runs from base 1 to 1254 and encodes 417 amino acids. The transcript is spliced from 8 exons. Gene Ontology annotation, biological process: lipid metabolic process. The record is from RefSeq and is a predicted model, not a curated record.